UCUCAAGGAUGAGAUUUCCAGAGAGAAAACGACACGCGACAGCUGAUGGCGUUGAGCCGGAGACGCCACUCUCGUUUAGAAACCCAUUUGUUCACGAGUUAAGGUUCUCCGUGGUGCAGAAAGUCAAGAUUGCAGCGAUGACGCUAACACUCUUCCCAGUGCGUCUGUUCUUUGCUGCCUUUAUGAUGUUGCUAGCCUGGCCGUUCGCCUUCCUGGCCACUGUGGGCCGAUCUGAUGACACAGUAGAGCCUCUUAACUGGUGGAGGUGGUUGGUGGACUUGGUACUGAAAGCCAUCAUGAGAGCCAUGUGGUUUUCUGGAGGCUUCCACUGGAUCCGGGUGAAGGGGCAGCCGGCACUGCCCAGUGAGGCACCCAUCCUCACCUUGGCACCCCACUCCUCCUACUUUGAUGCCAUCCCAGUUACCAUGACAAUGGCCUCCAUCGUUAUGAAAGCAGAGAGCAAGGACAUCCCAGUCUGGGGCACUCUAAUUAAGUUUAUUCGUCCGGUGUUUGUGUCCCGUUCGGAUCAGGACUCUCGCAGGAAGACUGUGGAGGAGAUUAAACGGAGAGCUCAGUCUGCAGGAGAAUGGCCUCAGAUAAUGAUAUUCCCAGAGGGGACAUGCACCAAUAGAUCCUGUCUUAUCGCAUUUAAGCCUGGUGCAUUCAUUCCUGCGGUUCCAGUUCAGCCUGUGGUUAUUCGCUAUCCUAAUGAACUGGACACCAUCUCUUGGACCUGGCAGGGACCUGGAGCUUUUAAAAUACUGUGGCUAACAUUGUGUCAGCUGAACAACACUAUAGAGAUAGAGUAUCUCCCUACAUACACUCCCUCAGAGGAGGAGAAGAGAGACCCGGCUCUGUUCGCCAGCAAUGUCCGAUGCCUGAUGGCCAGAGCCCUGAAUUUGCCCAUCAUAGACUACUCCUUUGAAGACUGCCAGCUUGCCAUGGCCAAAGGCCCUUUGCGACCUCCUGGCAACACUUGUUUGCUGGAGUUUUCCAGGCUGGUGCGCAAACUGGGUGUGAAGACAGCUGUGACAGAGCAGGGUCUGCAGGAAGAGGCCAGCAGGGCACGGAAGCUGUGUAGAAACAGACUGGAUCUCAAAAGCUUCGCUCAGUACCUAAACCUCCCUGUGUCUGAACCAGUGAAUGACAUCUUUGCCCUCUUUGACGAGGUUUAUGGUCAAAUUGAUGUAAGAGAGUACAUUAUAGCUCUCUCUGUGGUCUGUAGGCCCCUCAAAACUCUGGAGACAAUUAAACUGGCUUUCAGAAUGUUUGAAGCAGAGGAAGAUGGAGCAGUUGUGGAGGAUGAACUGUCAGUCAUACUGAGAACAGCUUUAGGAGUGGGAGAAGUCAUCACAAAUGGUGUCUUCAGAGCUAUCGAUACAACAGACAAAGGAAAGAUCACGUUCGAGGAGUUCAGGUGGUUUGUGGAGCAGUGUCCGGAUUUCAUGGAGCAGUACCACUGUCUGAACGGACUGGACUCACAGAGAUCUCUGGCCGCCACAGAGUCUGGGCCUGUCACCAACGGCUUCUGCCCUGACUUCAGCCCCCAGGUCCAACAUGCAGGCGGCUCCACACACAGCAAGAAAGACAACUAA
This is a messenger RNA of Chanos chanos (milkfish), 1595 nucleotides long. It is a transcript of the gene lpcat1, whose product is annotated as lysophosphatidylcholine acyltransferase 1. Lineage: Eukaryota; Metazoa; Chordata; Actinopteri; Gonorynchiformes; Chanidae. The transcript has 14 exons. Gene Ontology annotation, molecular function: 1-acylglycerophosphocholine O-acyltransferase activity; calcium ion binding; lysophosphatidic acid acyltransferase activity. Bases 9 to 1595 code for a protein of 528 amino acids. The record is from RefSeq and is a predicted model, not a curated record. Gene Ontology annotation, cellular component: endoplasmic reticulum.